Messenger RNA from Podarcis muralis (Common wall lizard), 4698 nucleotides. It is a transcript of the gene ACADSB, whose product is annotated as acyl-CoA dehydrogenase short/branched chain. Gene Ontology annotation, cellular component: mitochondrion. Lineage: Eukaryota; Metazoa; Chordata; Lepidosauria; Squamata; Lacertidae. The record is from RefSeq and is a predicted model, not a curated record. Gene Ontology annotation, molecular function: flavin adenine dinucleotide binding; acyl-CoA dehydrogenase activity.
AAAGAGAGGCGUGGGAAGCCGCGCGCUCUCGCCUCUUCUUUCUCCAAAGCGGGUGGUUUGCUUGUUUUUAUUUUCCUCUUGAGUUCUGUAGAACUUCCGGUAUCCAGUCGCAUACCGUCGGGCUCCCGCCUUUAAUGUGCGGGGGCGAGAACGAAGGGGAUGCGCAAACGCCUGUAAAAAUCAAAGCGACGCUGCUCCUUAUCGGGAGCAGGGAGUUGGGGAACGAGAGUCGUUCCGCUUCUAAACACUCCCGCCCCUCAGGAGGAGGGUUCCAUUGGGAACCAGAAGUGCGUUGCGCGGCCGGCUUUCCGUAAAGGUGCGCAGAAGUUCCCUCUUUGGGUUCCUCCAGCAAGUUCGGUGUCCGCUCGGCCUUCGGAGAGAGAAGCUGCGGCGGCAGAAGGGAUGGCGGCGGCAGGGGCUCUGUCUUCGCUCAGGCGCUGCGGGAAGCUGAGAUGGAAUAUGCCUCCAUUCAUAAACUCUUGCAUGAGGCAACCCAGUUUCUUUAAAUCUUCCAAAUCUGAGGCUUUACCAAACCUAACCAGUGAGGGAGUAACUUGUGCUCCGCUUCAGACAUUUACAGAGGAGGAGAUCAUGAUCAAAGAAAUGGUGAAAAAGUUUGCUCAUGAGCGAGUGCUACCAUUAGUACAGAAAAUGGAUGCUGAUGCAAAAAUGGACGAUUCUGUUGUACAAGGGCUAUUUGAACAAGGGUUGAUGGGUAUUGAUCUUGACCCCAAAUAUGGAGGAACUGGGUUUUCCUUUUUUUCCACUAUUCUGGUGGUUGAGGAGUUGGCCAAGGUUGAUCCAUCAGUAUCGCUUAUGUGUGAACUCCAGAAUACCUUAACCAAUAAAUUGUUUACGACGUAUGGCACAGAAGAACAAAAGCAAACCUAUUUGCCUAGACUGGCAAAAGACAUGAUGGGCAGCUUCUGCCUCUCAGAGCCUGGUUCUGGCAGCGAUGCGUUUUCCUUGAAGACUCGUGCUGAAAAGAAGGGGGACUACUAUAUCAUCAGUGGGUCAAAGAUGUGGAUUAGCUUUGCUGAGCAUGCAGGAGUGUUUUUGGUGAUGGCAAACGCCAACCCUUCUGCAGGCUAUAAAGGAAUUACCUGUUUCAUAGUAGACCGUAAUACAGAGGGCCUACAUGUAGGAAAGAAGGAGGAUAAACUGGGAAUCAGAGCCACAUCUACAUGUCCUGUAACAUUUGAAAAUGUGAAGGUUCCUGUGACCAACGUGCUUGGGCAGGUUGGGCAGGGCUAUAAGUAUGCCAUUGGAAUGCUCAAUACGGGAAGAAUAGGAAUAGCUGCACAGAUGUUGGGAUUAGCACAAGGAUGUUUUGACCACACCAUCCCAUAUACAAAGGAGAGGUCCCAAUUUGGAAAAAGCACAUUUGAUUUUCAGGGAAUGCAACAUCAGAUUGCGCAAGUGGCUGUACAGAUAGAAGCUGCAAGAUUGUUAACCUACAAUGCAGCUCGACUUGCAGAAAGCGGAAGGCCAUUCAUAAAAGAGUCCAGCAUGGCCAAGUAUUAUGCAGCAGAGGUUGCUACUCUAACAACAAGUAAAUGUAUUGAAUGGAUGGGCGGAGUUGGCUUCACAAAAGAUUAUCCUAUUGAGAAAUAUUACAGGGAUUGCAAGAUUGGUACCAUAUAUGAAGGAACUUCAAAUAUCCAACUGAACACAAUCGCAAAAUGCAUUGCUCAAGAAUACUGAAAAUCAAGAGAUUUAAUUACCGCUACAGUACUGGUGUGAAUCACGGGCUACUUCUUCAUGUCCAAUUUCUAAGACAAAAUAAGAAAAAUUGUGGUAAUUUUAAAUAUGUACAAGACUGCAGCAUAAGUGACUAGACUGUUACACUUCAGUAAUGUACCAUAAUAACUAAUUUUCCCAACUAUAAUGAUACAGGGCGUUAAAAUCAACCUUCUUUUGUAUCUACACGUUGGGGUUUGUAGAACUGAUAACUUCAGUUGAUUCUGGGCUAUCAAGGCUUCUCUGCUUUACCAUGUGGGCUCUUUGAACUUUUGCACCUGCUUAUCAAGAUCCAACACACCAAUAUACAAACUGUGAAAAAGAACUAAGUAUCCAAGAAAUCUCUGAAAUUCUAUUCACACAAGUGUGAUGGCCCUGAUCACAUGAGAGCUGUAAUGAAGUUACACUAAAAAAAAUACCCUACAACCCAUACAUGUUGGUGAACUACACAAGUAUCAGUGGUCGGUGCUUGAAAACAUGGCCCAAACAGGAUAAUAAUGGACAAAAUAACCCACCUCUUUGAUUGAUUUGCAACGCUGUACUUGGGGAGUUGGAACAGACUUGUCCUAUGGUUGUUAAGAUGGAGAUGAAGGAACUGAUUAAUACAGGGCCUUUUCUAUAGGAUGGUUAAAAGUUAGUACUUCAUGCUUUAUUCUGGGCAUCCUGUAAAAAUGCAUGCAGGCCUCAGAGACAGGAAUAAGUAAGACAUUUGCUUUUGAAUAGUCCUGUUAAUCUUGGCUAUUGCAAUGUGUCCAGGAGUAUGUUCACUUGAAGGUAUUUUACAUAGAACUGCUUCACUGGAACAUAAAAAGGUAAGAUAAGAGAUUCUGGUGUCUGUGGCACUACAGUAUCAUGAAAUAUUGUGCAGGGUUGCAAGUGAUUAAGUGAGAAAGUGGUGCUGGUUCCACUGAAGCCAAUGGGGUUUUUAUCAGCUUCCUUUAAACUCCUUUUUCUUUGUUGGCUUUUAGACUGCAAUUUUUAAUUUUUGUGCCAAAGUCACAUACAUGUAAAGUGUGAUCACCUUGUUUCCACACCUCAUUGGGUGAAACUGUUGCAGACAAGAGUACCCAACCAAGGUGAUCUUGCAUUCUUUUUAUCUGUGCCGUAUUUGAAACUUGAAUACAGUGGUACCUCGGUUUAAGAACAGUCCGGUUUAAGAACGAUUCGGUUUACAAACUCCGCAGAUCUGGAAUGUCCCGGUUUGAGAAGUUUACCUCGGUCUAAGAAUGGAAUCCAAACGGUGGAAGGGCACUGGCGGCGGGAAGCCUCAUUAGGGAAAGCACGCCUCGGUUUAAGAACAGUUUCGGUUUAAGAACGGACUUCCAGAACGGAUUAAGUUUGUAAACCGAGGUACCACUGUACACACACACACUUCUUUCCAUUCUAUUAGUGGAAGAAAAUGCCCAUUUGAAAAGCACCCUCAUAAUAAAUAUUGCUGUUACUAAUAUUAGUUCAUCCAUCAGAUCGGGUUGGGGGCAAGCAUUUGAUUGUGUAUGUGGGGAAGAAACAUUGCUGAGUCCAAGCGGCGGAGCGCAGCUUGAGCUGCAAAAAUGCUGAGGCUAAAUUGUAGAUCAUGCAUGGGGACGUUAAGGCAACUGCAUUUCCUUGUAUGCUCAGAUCUUAUGAUACUGCUGGGUUUAAUCAGAAGUAGUGCUGGAACAGAAUAAGCAGUGUUCUGAAGUGAGCGAAUGACUGGGGGAGGGAGGGGGAGGAAGCCUAGUUUGUUUGUUAGGUAAUGCACACAUUUUGGAAGAAGCACAACACAUUAAAAGGCAACCCCCCCCACCAAAAAGGGAAGAAACCAGGAAUCCAGCAGGCACAUGUUGAAUUUCUGCCAUCUUAAAAGAGGCAUAUCCUCUGUGUGACAGAAGAUGUGAUCUCUCUUCAAUGAUUCAUUUAUUUCCCACCUUUCUUUUCUUAUGGAACCCAAGGCAGAGUCCAUGUGGUUUCCAGGCCACCAGCCAGGCCCAGACCUACUUGGCUGCAACAAGGUGGUGGCCUCAUGUGCCUUCACUCCGCAGCCUGGGAGUGCUGCCUGUAUUCUUUUUUAAAUGAAUGCUUGUAUUAAAAAAAAUAAUUGCAAAGAUCUGCAAGUUUAAUAGAGCCAUCUUUUAAAUUUAUUAAAAUGUUUCAGAUGGAGUAAUCUGAUUGACAAAACAUUGCAGCCCCAGUAAUAAGUGGUAGCAUUACUCUUUAAGCUGGCAGUAAUUGGCUAUAACAUUUCUAUGACAAGGUCCCCACUGUGCCUUCAAUCAAUCUAGCUGUAUUAAAAAAUAUGGAAAGCUUGUCUUUGUUACAUUUGAGCUACCUUUGUGGGUUAAGAAUAAGUAUAGACACAUAGUCCAGUUAUACAAUGUACAAAGCUGCUCAUGAAAACUGUCCAGCUACUUGAUUCAAUAUACUUUGCUAUAUACCUGUUACAGGACCUGCAUUCGCCUCUUUCUUUUCUUGAGGGGCUCUGGGUCUUUUAACAUCUGCAUGCCAGUCAGAGAUUCAGCAGGCACAACUUUCUUCAUAACAACUCAUGCCUGGGAAAGCUUUCUUUAAAUUCUAGCUAGGAGGCAGCUUUUAAAAAGCAGAAAUCCACUUUCAGCAGGGGGGAAUGUUACAACCCUAACUUGAAAUGGCUUUUGCAUUAAGCAUCUAGCAUACAAGUUUUUAUUACUUUGAACUGUGUGUUUAUUAUAUCUGCUUUGGGCUGUGUGCAGCUGAUCGGAAUCCGAUUCCUUCUAAACCAAACAUUAAGGAAAAUCCUUGGUGAGUAUUUCAAGUUAAAGGUACAGUUUGUAUAAAGAGCACCUAACGUGAAGUAUUUUUGUACAGCACGCUUACUGCGUGCAUUGUUACAAAUAUUUUUGUAUGUCUUCUACCAUGAUUGUACGCCCCACAAAGUGGCUAUAAAAGUGAUUAAAUGCAAAUGCAUCUACUAAGUGAAAGUGGAAUAAAACUGUAAAGUAA